This is a messenger RNA of Aspergillus puulaauensis, 2976 nucleotides long. RefSeq names its product glycoside hydrolase family 31 protein. Lineage: Eukaryota; Fungi; Ascomycota; Eurotiomycetes; Eurotiales; Aspergillaceae. Gene Ontology annotation, molecular function: carbohydrate binding; hydrolase activity, hydrolyzing O-glycosyl compounds. The record is from RefSeq and is a predicted model, not a curated record. The transcript is spliced from 4 exons. Gene Ontology annotation, biological process: carbohydrate metabolic process. The coding region runs from base 1 to 2976 and encodes 991 amino acids.
AUGGUCGGCUUCGCGCACCUUUUUGCUGGAGUGUCACUUCCCGCCCUCGCUUUCGGCGCGGCUCAGCAGGAUCCCUUACAACCCUUUUCGAAUUUAGCGACCGCGACCGAUACCGCCGAGCGGACUCAGUUCACUCUCGCCGACUAUGUUGAUGUCGGCGAAGAGCUGAUCGCCAAUGUUGACGACCCACAAGCCGUCAACGCCCAGUCCGUCUGUCCCGGGUACAGAGCAUCCAAUGUGCAACACUCAACUCAUGGGUUUAGUGCCAGCCUAGAGCUAUCAGGAAAACCGUGUAAUGUAUAUGGGACAGAUGUCGAGUCGUUGGUCGUGGAAGUGCAAUUUCAGGACACAGACCGCUUAAACGUACAAAUCACACCGACCUAUGUGGACGCUUCAAAUGAGUCUUGGUAUGCCCUCCCAGAGGAAUUGGUGCCCCGCCCAGCAACGGUCCCAGACGCUUCAGAGUCACACAGUGACUUCUCUGUAACAUGGUCCAAUGAGCCGACCUUCAACUUCCAGGUAACCCGGAAGGCAACUGGGGAGGUCCUUUUCGAUACGGCUGGGUCUGUGUUGGUCUUUGAAAAUCAAUUUAUUGAAUUCGUGACGACUCUCCCGGAGGAAUACAAUCUUUAUGGGCUAGGAGAACGCAUUAACCAGCUACGGCUCUUAAGGAACGCCACCCUGACUACCUACGCGGCUGACAUCGGGAACCCAAUUGAUGAAAACUUAUAUGGGCACCAUGCGUUCUAUGUAGAUACCAGAUAUUACACAGUCGAUGAACAGACUGGAGAGCAUACGUAUGUGAAGAGCAGUGAGGCUGAUGCCACCCAAGACUAUGUCUCAUAUUCGCACGGAAUUUUUCUCAGGAAUGCUCAUGGCCAGGAGGUUAUUUUGAACCCCAAAGGCCUGACAUGGCGGACUAUAGGAGGAAGCAUCGACCUCACCUUCUAUUCAGGGCCGACUGUAGCAGAAGUAACGGAGCAAUACCAACGCAGCACCGUCGGGCUCCCUGCUAUGCAAAAAUACGACACGCUUGGCUUCCAUCAAUGCCGAUGGGGCUACAACAAUUGGUCAGAAUUUGCAGAUGUUCUUGCCAAUUUCGAGAAAUUCGAAAUUCCCCUGGAAUAUCUCUGGGCCGAUAUAGAUUACAUGCAUGGUUAUAGAGAUUUUGACAAUGACCAGAAUCGAUUUUCUUACAGUGACACCGAAGCUUUCUUGGAUAGUCUCCAUGCAGGUGGACGUCAUUUUGUCCCCAUUGUUGAUGCGGCUCUAUACAUCCCGAAUCCCGAGAACAGGUCAGACACAUAUGACACUUACACCAGAGGCGCAGCAAAAGAUAUCUAUCUCAAGAAUCCAGAUGGCAGUCUCUAUGUUGGGGCCGUCUGGCCUGGGUACACCGUGUACCCCGACUGGCAUCACUCCGAGGCGGCUAAUUACUGGGCCAAUGAGCUUGUGACUUGGUACGAAAAAGUCAAGUUCGACGGCGUGUGGUACGACAUGGGCGAAGUAUCGUCUUUCUGCGUGGGAAGCUGCGGGUCUCAGAACCGGACACUUAACCCGGCACAUCCGCCUUUUAAGCUGCCCGGGGAACAUGGAAAUAUAGUGUUUGAGUACCCUGAAGGGUUUGAGAGGUCCAACGCAACUGAAGCUGCCUCCGCAUCCGCUGCUUCUUCCAGCCAGGCCUCGGCCACAGAAACUUCGACCUCUGCUACCAGCUCAUACCUGCGGACAUCGCCCACGCCGGGGGUCCGUAAUAUCAACCACCCACCUUAUGUGAUCAACCAUGUUCAAACCGGCCAUGACCUUGCUGUGCAUGCAGUCUCACCAAACGCAACCCACGUAGAUGGUUAUCACGAAUAUGAUGUACAUAGUCUUUAUGGACAUAUGGGCAUCCGAGCCACCUACCAAGGCUUGACACAAAUAUGGCCGAAGAAGCGUCCAUUCAUCAUUGCGCGGUCAACCUUUUCCGGGUCCGGAAGAUGGGCAGGUCACUGGGGCGGUGACAACUAUUCAAAAUGGUCGUCCAUGUACUUUUCGAUCUCGCAGGCGUUACAGUUUUCUCUCUUCGGCAUACCGAUGUUCGGAGUUGAUACGUGCGGCUUUAGUUACAAUAGCGACGAGGAACUUUGCAACCGGUGGAUGCAACUUUCGGCCUUUUUCCCAUUCUAUCGCAAUCAUAAUGUCCUUGGGGCCAUUUCCCAGGAGCCUUAUCGAUGGGCCUCAGUCAUCGAUGCGUCCAAGGCAGCAAUGAAGAUCCGGUACGCCCUACUGCCGUAUUUCUAUACGUUGAUGCAGAACGCGCACACUGCAGGGUCCACCGUUAUGCGGGCGCUGGCUUGGGAGUUUCCCAAUGAUCCUACGCUCGCUGCGAUUGACAACCAGUUUCUAGUCGGGCCGUCUAUCCUGGUGAUUCCCGUUCUUGAGCCACAGGUCGACACCGUUAAGGGUGUUUUCCCAGGCGUUGGACAAGGAGAGAUAUGGUACGAUUGGUACACGCGGACCGCGGUGGAUGCACAGCCUGGAGUCAACACAACAAUCCAAGCGCCACUUGGCCACAUUCCUGUUUAUGUUCGGGGCGGAAGCAUCCUUCCGAUGCAAGAGCUAGCCCUGACAAUUAGAGACGCUCGUCAGACGCCGUGGGCAUUGCUAGCCGCGUUAGGUAGCGACGGAACUGCGUCAGGACAGCUAUACCUGGACGAUGGGGAAAGCCUCUAUCCAGAUUCUACUCUUAACGUCGACUUUGAGGCAUCCGGAUCGAGCGUUAGGGUUUCGGCAGAUGGUGGUUGGGAGGAAGCCAACCCAUUGGCAAACGUAACCAUUCUGGGCAUCUCUAACGAGCCGUCCUUCGUAAGCUUCAACGGCCAGCAGGUGCCUGCAGAUUAUGACGCUGUGUCGCGGGCUCUAUUUGUAACGGGGCUGGAUCAAUUUACGAAUAAUGGAGCAUGGGGCGAAGACUGGACUCUUGAGUGGGAAUGA